GACCCUCUGAUGUAUGAAGAGCAGCUGCUGUGGGUGAGCGGGUCCCAGGGGGAGGUGGACACCUUCAGGAUCCCGCUGAUCACCUUCACAUCCAAAGGAAGCCUACUGGCCUUUUGUGAGGGCAGGAAGGCGUCGGCCAGUGACACAGGAGCAAAGUUUCUUGCAAUGCGGCGGUCAACAGACAAAGGAGCCACAUGGUCCCCGACCGCCUUUAUAGUCGAUGAUGGUUUGAAGCCAGAUGGGCUGAAUCUGGGCUCGGUGGUUGUGGACGAGGAAGUGGGCUCCGUGAUUCUGGUCUACUCAAUCUGCUUCCAUGAAUACCUUUGCAAACCUUCCAGCACCAUGAUGGUUGAGAGCCUGGAUGACGGCCUCAGCUGGAGUCUGCCCAAAAACCUGUCGGUUCAGCUGGGAGUGAAAGCCUUUGUUCCCGGGCCGGGCUUUGGCAUUCAGAAGCGCCAUGACCCAGCUAAAGGAAGGUUGGUGGUGUGUGGUCAUGGGACAUUGGCGGGAGACGGAGUGUUUUGCAUCCUGAGUGAUGACCACGGACGUAACUGGUACAAUGGCGCCCAGCUGAAAAGCAUCCCUUACAACCAGAACAAGAAAGCACUGGACUUCAACCCUGAUGAGUGUCAGCCGAUUGAGUUGACGGACGGCACCAUUGUCAUCAACGUUCGAAACCAGAACCGCUACCACUGUAACUGUCGCAUAGUUGUACGCAGCUAUGACGGUGGGUUGACUCUGCCCAUAGACAAUCUGUACUUUGACACUGAGCUGGUGGAUCCUACAGUAGCUGCUGGAGCUCUGCAGAAAGACGGAGUGCUCUUCUUCACCAACCCCUCCAGUGAUCAACACAGAAUUAACCUCACCUUACGUUGGUCGCUGAAUAAUGGCCAUUCAUGGGUAAAACAAGCUAUGCAGAUUUGGGCGGGUCCAAGCGCAUACUCCUGCCUGACAUCACUAAAAAGCGGUUCUGCAGAGGACCAGAAGUUCAUCUAUGUCAUCUAUGAGAAGGGCCAUAAGGACUAUGACGAGACUGUCUCAUUCGUCAAGAUCCACCUGUAUGGUGGCCGGUAGGGCAUGUUGGUGGAAGGUAAGCAGAUUCAAAUGUUGGAGUGAAAGGGAAAAGGAAGCUGUUUUUUUCCCACAACUUUCUCAGGAAAAUAUAAAGACUUUUUUAAACUCACUAUGAAAUUGAAAAUGGGAAUAUGAGCGACUGAGCCCCAUGAAACAAUGAGAAUGUUUGUGUUUAGCCUGUGAUAUUGUAAAAAUGAAAUGUUCUGCAUAUUUUAUCUUUCUUUUCUCUAAGAUUCCCACUAUAUAUGAGACUGUAUGAAUAAUGGACUGUACAUUUUUCUGGGUGUGGGAUUUGUCCAAAAAACGUUUUCUGUACAGCUACAAUGAUUGGUUGUGUUGCGACACAAAACGAAAACAUGACCAAGAAAGGUACAAUUAAAUGUUCAACAUUAGUUUCCAAGCAACAUGAAUCGAACUGUCUUGAAGGGAACAGCAUCAUCUCGCUAUUAUACUAAAUGAUGACGAUUAAAAUAUCACACCACAGUCUUCCAUGAAGAAAAAUACUAAGGGCAUCAAUCGCUAAUUUAUUUUACAAACUGUCAGAUUCACUGCAGGUUUGACGAUGGUGUUUAGCCUUUUGCCAUAUUUCCUAUGGGGUUGUUGACGUAUUUUAGAGAAAAAGAACAGUUAUAAUAAAAAAAUUAGGUCUGUGUGAUUGAAUGUAUGCGUGAAAAUGAGCUAAUCUGUUUAGGAUCUCAUUAUGAUACCAAAGUGUCCUCUUUUACACUGAACUCGUUGAAACAUUUUUAAACUAUUCCUUGUAUUAUAUAAUUUUACACAGGGUAACAAUACAUUGAUUUCAAGCAUCUGAGUAAUACACAUGUUUUUCUGACAGUUUAAAAAACGUUUUCUUUGUUGGCAACGCUGAGCAGAUUUCCGUUGUCAUGCAUGAUUAAGCAAGGCAACACUGACCUGAAUUCACAAAAACCUUAAUAGAGUAAUUGGUACUUUACAUUUUACAGUUAUAAAUUGUAUGUAUGUGUAAAUGUCCUCUCUGUGGGACGAAUAAAGGUAUUCUGAUUCUGA
Messenger RNA from Notothenia coriiceps (black rockcod), 2100 nucleotides. RefSeq names its product neuraminidase 1 (gene neu1). Gene Ontology annotation, biological process: ganglioside catabolic process; oligosaccharide catabolic process. Gene Ontology annotation, cellular component: intracellular membrane-bounded organelle; membrane; cytoplasm. Gene Ontology annotation, molecular function: exo-alpha-sialidase activity. The transcript has 6 exons. The record is from RefSeq and is a predicted model, not a curated record. Bases 10 to 1074 code for a protein of 354 amino acids. NCBI's taxonomy places the organism in Eukaryota, Metazoa, Chordata, Actinopteri, Perciformes, Nototheniidae.